Messenger RNA from Scaptodrosophila lebanonensis, 1341 nucleotides. RefSeq names its product peritrophin-48-like. NCBI's taxonomy places the organism in Eukaryota, Metazoa, Arthropoda, Insecta, Diptera, Drosophilidae. The coding region runs from base 1 to 1341 and encodes 446 amino acids. The record is from RefSeq and is a predicted model, not a curated record. The transcript has 6 exons. Gene Ontology annotation, molecular function: chitin binding; calcium ion binding. Gene Ontology annotation, cellular component: extracellular region.
AUGGCAGGCGUAUACCUCUUGUCCAGCAUUUUGUGCCUGGUUUUUUCCAAAGCUCUAAGCGCCGACAUUAUUGAAGGCAACUACAAUGUAACGGCCUUCUGUACCUCGGUUAAGACCGGCACCAGGCUGGGUAGCCUUGAAUCCUGUGAGAAAUACUAUCAAUGUGAUUCCACCGGACCACGGGCCAUUAAUUGUGAUUCCGGUUACUCAUUUGAUUUGGCUAAUCAACGCUGCUCCCCGUCAUCUCAGGUUAAUUGCGCUGUUGGUGUCGGCAGCUUGGGGAACCCUUGUGUUGGUAAGAGUGGAAGCAAAUGGGUACCAAUUCAAGGGAAUUGCAAGGCGUAUGUGUACUGUCAGGAUGAUAAGGAAAUCGGCAAAGGAACUUGUCCACAAGGAUCGAAAUUUGAUGGACAGACACAGCAGUGUGUUUCUGGCCAAUGCUCCGAUCAAAUAGAAGGCACUUAUCUUCAGAACUUGUGCAGCGUUGCGGCCCCAGGAAUAUAUUUCGGCAGCACAGUUGAUUGUGGAACAUGGAACUACUGUACGCCAAGUGGUGAACUUAAAACCGGCUCUUGUAGCGAAAGUGGGAAUGUCAAGACUGGAUUCAAUGUACAACUACAAGCAUGUGAUUACAGCACUAAUUCGGUGUGUAGUAGAGUAACAAACCAGGACUUGACUUCAGGAGGUGGUCCCUGCACUACCAGGGGAGAAACGAGAGGGGACAACUAUGUGUGCGGCAAUUACUAUGUAUGUAAUGGCGAAAUUUUUGUGCCCACCUAUUGCCCCGCUGGGCAAUAUUAUGACACAAUAGCCAAGGCAUGCCGUUCGCGACAAAUUGCCGUUGCCACGAAGGGCUGCAACAGAUGCCAAUACGCAAUGACCACUUUCGUGAAUGCUGUCGACAACACUGCCUGCAGGGAUUACGUGUAUUGCAAGAAUGGCGUGGCCACAUCUACUGGACCAUGCCCUGAAGGUACAUUUUUUGAUGAGGCCACUCAAUACUGUCAGCCAGAUUCUAAGUUGACUGGAUACGUUAGUACCAAUGGAGCUUGUAAUGGGAGGCGUACGGGCACAGUGAGUCUCAAGAGUUUUCUGGUCUGCUCACUCUUUUGUAAAUUGAAAAACAGCUGUAUUUUAGCAUUCUUGCGUGCGCUUGUUCUGAUAUAUUGUGAAUCAGAGGAGUGCAUUGAUCGUGCUAGUUUUGUCAAGCUGAUGCGUCAUGCCGGCGGAAAACUUACCGAGCAGAAGGCUCAAUCGCUCUUUUAUGCUAUAGACACUUCCAAUUUGGGUUACAUUUCGUUUGAGAGUUUUGUUCAAUACACACAAGUACGUGGUUUUUAA